CGACCUCCACGCGGAGCGCAGGAGCCAGGAAUUUGUGGACGGCCAGCAGCAGCUGAAAGUAUGUCUAAUGCCGCAGGUCGAACUCCUGUUCUCGUAUUAUUCGGUCUAUAAACGGCCAACCAUGUCACAAGUUCUUAUAAGGCUCCACCAGAUCAGGUCCUUGGAGGCAUUUGCUGUUUAUGAACAGUGGCCGCAAACUGAGAUCGACGAAUUGUUUGAAUUGACAGAUUGUUACAGUACAAGGCGCCUGCUGAUGUUGAUGAGCUUACAAGAGUCGAUGAGAGAAGCAAAUCUUGCUGUCCUGAGGCUGAAAGCCAUUCUGAACUAUCGCCUUUCGUAAACUUCCGGAUGAAAGUGUGAAGAAGAACUCGUGUACAACAUCUUCUUUUCUGAAAUAACAAAGCAGUGAAGACUUGCACUUGUAGCAGCUGGAGAGCGUGAUCGCAGUAACGGGAUAGAUAUACAAGGUUAGAUAUGUCUAGUGCCCUAGACAUAUCUAAGUACAACCUAUGGACCUCAUAAGUACAACCUGGACCAUCAUCAAAAGCUGCUCAGCAGCAAAAACUAAAUAUCCGGCCUCUCUACGCUACAAGCUGGAGUCGCUUGCAGUAUUGCAGUUGCUCUCCUCAUAGAGCAGCCAUGGUAGUUGUACAUAACGUAUGACAGGACUGAUCCCCCACCGUCGUGGAACAAACGCAUCACGAAACACCACCCAUGUGCCCCGCCAGCGACACUUGUGGAGAUAAUUAUGAAAUGUGAAAGUAAAUUCAACCUAUUCGUCCGUGAUAGUUUCUGAAGAGUCUCCUUACUAUGAGGAUGAAUAAGCUUACAGUGGAACUAAAACAAAGUGUGUCAACAUUGUUUAUUGAGGUUAGAUUGGAAUGACUUGUAUUAAUGAGGACGAAGCGAGGAAGCCUCGGGAGAAUCUCUUCAAACGGCCGUAUGGAUG
Marchantia polymorpha subsp. ruderalis is the source of this 949-nucleotide messenger RNA. NCBI's taxonomy places the organism in Eukaryota, Viridiplantae, Streptophyta, Marchantiopsida, Marchantiales, Marchantiaceae. The record is from the annotation of a GenBank genome assembly.